AUGGGGGGAUUAUUGAAUGCACUAACAGAAGCUGGAUAUCCAAUAUCGAGAAACGAUUUGUCUGAAAGAAAUAUUGAAUCCUCAUACGGAAACGAUGGAGUAGUAUUAACACAUGCAUCCGAAGAGGCUCUUUGUUUAACACUAUACUGUGCAUUAGGAUUAUUAUUAGAAAAGGGUAUAAAUGUAAAAUUGAGUAAAUCUAAAGCUGAUUACCUGUUAAACUUCCCUGCUGUUAAAAUUGAAAUUAGACCCAACCGUGAAAACAAUACUAUUCUGGAACUUGGGCUAGAUUAUGAUCCUUCUAAGGACAAUUAUCAUCCCAUUAACGAUGCCUUCUGGAAGCAGGGUGAAGAGACACCUUAUAUGGCUCUAGUCAACACUAUGAAAUUGAUUGAAAAAACAAACGGUCGUUUGAAGAUUAUUGAGACAUUGGCAAAUUUCUUCAGAUCUGUUAUUGUCUUGUCUCCAGAUGAUUUAUUAUGUUGUGUCUACCUAUGUCUCAAUAAAAUAGCACCUGCCUUUGAAGGCACCGAGCUGGGUAUAGGAGAAAAUAUUCUUAUGCGAGCAAUUGCCCAAGCUUCAAGACAUAGUAUUGAGAAGAUUAAACAAGAUAGAAAACAGAAAGGUGAUCUCGGUAUUGUUGCUGAACAAUGCCAUUCGACUGAAAGAAUCACAAAUAUGCCAAAUUUGACAGUAAAAGAUCUCUUUGACCAGCUGAAAGAAAUUGCAUCUCUAGCUGGCAAUGAUGCUCACGGUAAAAAGAUUGACAAGAUAAAGGAUAUAUAUAUUGCCUGUCGAGCUUCCGAAUCCCGUUAUCUUGUCCGAUCUCUCAAUGGAAAACUUCGCAUUGGUUUGGCCGAGAAGUCGGUUCUGCAGGCCAUAGCCCAAGCUAACUACCUUACACCUCCAGGUCAAAAAUAUCCACCGAAUAUUAUUAAUGCGGGCAAAACAAUAGGUUCAAAACAGUUAAAAAAACAAUUUGAAAAGUACGGUACAAUACUAAGCACGAUCUACAAUGAAUUCCCUUCAUAUGAUAAGAUCAUACCAAUCCUUUUAACCGAAGGGAUUGAGGAACUCCCCAAAUACUGCUCCCUUACCCCUGGAAUUCCAUUGAAAUCGAUGUUAGCUCAUCCUACUACUGGAAUUUCUGAAGUCUUGAAGCGUUUUGAGAAUGUCAAGUUUACUUGUGAAUUCAAGUAUGAUGGGGAGAGAGCACAGAUCCAUUUAAAGGAUGAUGGUACAAUCAAUAUAUAUAGUAGGAAUCAAGAAAAUAACACAACCAAAUAUCCCGAUGUUAUUUCCAUCUUGAGAAAUGUAUUGGGAAAAGAUGUUAAAUCAUGUAUCAUUGACGCGGAGGUUGUGGCUUGGGAUAAAGAAAACCAGCAAAUCUUACCCUUCCAAGUCCUAAGUACCAGAAAGAGAAAGGGUGUUAAUGAAAAGGAUCUCAAAGUACACAUAUGUAUAUUUCCCUUUGAUUUGCUUUAUCUGAAUGGCGAAUCACUGGUCAAGAAGUCAUUCGAGAUACGUCGUACUCUAUUACGAAAUAAUUUUAAAGAGAAAGAAGGGAGAUUUAUCUUUGCAAAGAAUAUGGACUCCACUAAUACAGAAGAUAUUGAAGAAUUUAUGGAGGAAUCCCUUAAAGAAAAAUGUGAGGGUCUCAUGAUCAAAUCUCUGGAUGUGAAUGCUAUUUACGAUAUAGGAAAACGAUCACACAAAUGGUUAAAAUUGAAGAAGGACUACCUUAAUAGAAUGGGGGAUACAAUUGAUGUUGUGGUCAUUGGAGGCUAUUUAGGCCAAGGCAAGCGCACUGGGCAAUAUGGAAAGUUUCUUGUAGCUUGCUAUGAUGAAACUAAAGACAAAUUCCAGUCUUUGUGCAAGAUUGGUACGGGUUUUACAGAACAAAAUUUACAAGAAUGUUCUACCCUUUUCCAACAAUACAUUGUAGAAAAACCAAUGACUAAUUAUAGUUAUGAAAAUGGUACUGGUCCUGAUCACUGGUUUAAGCCUGUGAAAGUUUGGGAGAUUAAGUGUGCAGAUCUUUCCCUUUCACCUAUAUACAAAGCUGCAGUAGGACUGGUUGAUCCAGAAAAGGGCAUUUCUUUGAGAUUUCCAAGAUUUGUAAGAAUUCGUGAUGAUAAAAAUCCUAAAGAAAUCACAAAUGCAGUACAGAUUGCAGACCUCUACAAUAACCAAUACCAGAUGAAAAAUAAUAAGAAAUAA
Messenger RNA from Penaeus chinensis, 2220 nucleotides. Its product is annotated as DNA ligase 1-like. Gene Ontology annotation, cellular component: mitochondrion; nucleus. Gene Ontology annotation, molecular function: DNA binding; ATP binding; DNA ligase (ATP) activity. NCBI's taxonomy places the organism in Eukaryota, Metazoa, Arthropoda, Malacostraca, Decapoda, Penaeidae. Gene Ontology annotation, biological process: Okazaki fragment processing involved in mitotic DNA replication; lagging strand elongation; DNA repair. The record is from RefSeq and is a predicted model, not a curated record. The coding region runs from base 1 to 2220 and encodes 739 amino acids. The transcript is spliced from 15 exons.